Molecule: messenger RNA, 486 nt
Organism: Durusdinium trenchii
Lineage: Eukaryota; Dinophyceae; Suessiales; Symbiodiniaceae
Source: the annotation of a GenBank genome assembly
AUGAGCAUGCAUCCUUUGAGUGACAAGAGGAGCGGGUGUGCUCGAAACAACGUGUCAAUGAAGGAGGUGUGGGCGAGAAGGAAGUUAGGCAACUUUGUGCUGCAAAACUCCACCUCAGAGUCCUACCAAUCCCACUGCGAGGCGGCAGGCCCACAAGCAGUAGAGUCUCGGCUGAGUCAUCAUGCAAGAAGCCAUCAAAGGGCUUGGCGCUGGCGGCCUGUCUCGAGACCUACGCUGCCUGAGUUUAGCUCCAACGACACCAUCCAUCGGGUGCGGCAAAAGCACACGCGAUCAAAGCUUGCUCCGUGUGACAAGUACAAGUGGAUGAAGGUGGCUUCAACAAACAUCGGUUGGCACGCCGAAACGGACCAUGGCAAAAGUUUGCUUCGGCCUCCGGUGCAUGGUAUCACGGAGUCCACGGUCACAAAGACCUACAGCAACAUGAAGGCAACGAACAUGGAGGCCUGCCUUCGACUUUGUAAGUGA